This is a messenger RNA of Glycine soja, 2153 nucleotides long. RefSeq names its product protein PHLOEM PROTEIN 2-LIKE A10-like. The record is from RefSeq and is a predicted model, not a curated record. The transcript has 3 exons. Lineage: Eukaryota; Viridiplantae; Streptophyta; Magnoliopsida; Fabales; Fabaceae. The coding region runs from base 497 to 1795 and encodes 432 amino acids.
GAACAUUUGAUUAACUUUGAAUGAUCGGAUCAAAUGAUAGUCCUGUAAGCAUAGUUAUCAAAACCGGUCCGACCUUGAACCGGUAACCUUGCUGGGCCGAAUUAGCUUUUGGAUCCGACUGGUGAGACCAAGCCGGUUUUGCUCAAACCCGGUGACCCGGCCGGAUAUGGGACCCGAACCGGUUGAGCAGCUUCCCUUAUUAAAAACCCAAAAAACACUUUGGAAAUGGCGCGUUUUGCGGUGUUGCCUUUUUCACUUCUCAGAGUUCCCCUGCCGUAGAGUGGUGCACAGCCUUAGCAGCUAAGUCGUCUCGCCGACGCACGCACGGUCUGGGUGCAGGAACUCGCACACUCGGUGAAGUCCGAAGCUCGCUAGCGCCUAGUCUCGGCGUUGGAGGCUUUGAUCUGGUGUAUUGUGCUAUCUUAGCUGCAACAAACGACGAGGAGAAGGUUGACCAGCUGUUGAACAACCCUUUCUUUGGCGCGGUAUAGGGCAUAUGAACGAAGCUUAUCAGAUAUUUCCCCAUCUCAUGGAUGCCAAUGGAAACUCAAUUAAAGCCAAAGCAAACAAGAGUCUUCAAUUCUCUCUAAGAAACAAAAACUACCUUCUCCUAAUUGCCUUGUUCGGUGCCUCCGGUUACGCUGCCUACAAUUCACCCUAUGUCGCUCAGAAACGGCGCCGUAUUGCCAAGCUCCUCAGAGCCUUCGUUUCCCUCGCCGAGUUAAUUUCCAACUCCGCGGACAUCGUUGCCGUUAUCUCCAACGACUUGAACCGCUUCCUCGCUUCCGAAUCCGACGAAAUCCCCAACAGUUUGAAGCAGUUAGCCAAAAUCGCAAAAUCGAACGACUUCUCAACGUCGCUGGCUAGGCUUUCCGAGGCUGUGACGCUCGGGAUUUUUCUAGGGUAUAAAUCACACGCGGGUAACGAUUAUAACGGCAACAAAGAUAAUAUUCCUUCGGAAAUCACCGCGGAAGCUUCUAGAUUCUCCGAUAGGGUGUUGGAGAGGCUUUUCUCCAAGGCUGGAACGGGUUUUGUGUCUGUUGUGGUGGGAAGCUUUGCGAGGAACUUGGUUUUGGGUUUCUACGAUGCCGAAUCCGUCGGCACGAGGUCUCAAUCGGAUGUUCCUGGAUGGGUGAAUGUGAUUUGUGAUGAGAGGUGUGGGAAGCUUAUAGGGGAUUGUGUGCAGACUUUUGUGAGUACUGCUGUUGCUGUUUUUCUUGAUAAGACAAAGGAUGUGAAUACCUAUGACGAAAUGUUGGCCGGAUUGUCGAAUCCGAAGCACCAGGAGAAUGUGAAGGGGAUUUUGGUUUCCAUGUGUAAUGGUGCUGUUGAAACCUUUGUUAGAACUUCUCACCAGGUUUUGACGAACCGGAGUGUGAGGUCGAAUUCGGAUUUGUCUGUGUCUCCUGUUGUUGUUCCGGUGAGUGAAGAAGGGUGCCUGAAACAGGAGGCACUUCUGCAGCAGCUCAAAAUUGGAAGCUCAGUUAAUGGUGUUCAGGAUGUUGGGUGGCUUGAACAGAUUAAGUCAACGCUGUUGGUGCCCGUGAACCAGAGGUUCGUGCUUGAUGUCACUGGGAGAGUGACGAUUGAAACUGUGAGGUCAUUUGUGGCGUUUUUGCUGUGGAGAAUAUCAGAUGGAUUCAAGAGUAGUGUUAGUAAGGUUCAUGAAGAGGUUCUGGGCAAAGGACUGGAGGUGGUUAGAUAUGUUGGAGCUAAGUCAUCGGUUAUUCUUACCUUGUGUCUUGCUUUGUAUUUGCAUAUUAUGGGUGGUAGUAGGAUUCUUUUGCCUGCUUAGUAUUAUGUUUGAUCAUCUAACCUCUUAAUUGUAAUGCCGUUGGAAUAUAAUGGUAGCAAAAUCAGAUCUUUAAGUUAGAUAACAUAGAUAUGUUUCCAAGUAUUAAAUUUGAGGUCAUACUACUUUUAGUCUUUUUCCAUACCCAAAAAGAAAUGCAAUGAUUUGAGCCAUCUUGCUCAAAUUUACAUUGCUUCAAUGCUGGAUGCAUAUAACACCACUCCUGAAAAUUGUGAUAAUUAUUUUAUACCGCUUUCUUGAAUGGAAACAAAGUAGGCUGCUCUAUCAUUGUACUAUUUAACGAUUGUUUAUCUGCAGCAAUAUAUGAAUAACGGUUUUGUUAGCUGAUGCUAAGAUUAAA